This is a messenger RNA of Pelodiscus sinensis (Chinese soft-shelled turtle), 2622 nucleotides long. It is a transcript of the gene PLAU, whose product is annotated as plasminogen activator, urokinase. Gene Ontology annotation, molecular function: serine-type endopeptidase activity. The record is from RefSeq and is a predicted model, not a curated record. Gene Ontology annotation, biological process: regulation of cell adhesion mediated by integrin; plasminogen activation. NCBI's taxonomy places the organism in Eukaryota, Metazoa, Chordata, Testudines, Trionychidae.
UCAAGGCUCAGAUUGCUAAGGACCUACAAGACUAAACCUGCUGCUGUCACAAGCGCAGAACCCUGCAAGCCUUCAGCAUUGUCAGUGGAGUGAAGCGGAAAUACUGCAGGUAGAAGAAGAGGAACCAACCAAAUCAGGACUUACCCAACGCCAUGAAGUUACUCAUCGUUAUCUCACUUACGCUGGGAGCGCUUGUCACAAGCCUUGAAUCUGCUGUGACCUGGCAGCAGCAGUACAAGCUAUCGAGCAAAUAUAAACCAAGACACCAGGAUUGUAACUGUUUAAAUGGAGGAACCUGCAUUUCCUAUCAACUCUUUUCCCGGAUUAACCGUUGCUUAUGUCCAAAAGAAUACACUGGACAGCACUGUGAAAUAGACUUCGAAAGCCGAUGCUACACCGACGAUGGUCAGGACUACAGAGGGACUGUGUCAAAGAAUGAGAGGAAUGAAGAAUGCUUGUCGUGGGACUCCCCUUCGCUAAGUAGGAGGUUUUACCAUGCCGGCAUAGAGAAUGCCAUGAAGCUUGGCUUGGGAAAACACAACUACUGCAGAAACCCAAACGGAAAAGCUAAGCCCUGGUGUUACAUUAAGAGGGGUUUUCGGACUUUGGAAACAGACUGUGAUAUACAGCAGUGUCGUGAAGAAACAGAACCCAACUGUGGCCAAAGGAGCUCCAGCAAGUAUUUCAAGAUUGUGAGCGGAAACAUUGCGGCUAUUGAGUCUCAGCCUUGGAUAGCCACCAUUUUCCAUUACUCAAAGAGAACUGAGAAGGACUUAUUCAUCUGUGGGGGCAGCCUCAUUGACCCUUGCUGGGUGCUCACUGCUGCACACUGCUUCUCCUCAGGGGAAAAGGACCCAUCAGGCUUCAAAGUUGUUCUUGGAAAGUCCAAUCUGAAUACUACUGAUGACAGAGAACAAACUUUUCAGGUGGAAAAAAUCAUCAUUCAUGAGAGCUAUUCAGAUGAAACAGGCACCUACAACAAUGAUAUUGCUCUCAUGAAAAUCAAGUCUCCUUCCGGAUACUGUGCAGUAGAAUCUGAUUUUGUCAAAACUAUCUGUUUGCCAUCUGAAAACCUAGUGCUGAGACCCAACUUCCAGUGUGAAGUUUCUGGCUACGGGAAAGAAGACAAUUGGGGCAUUUACUACUCCCAAAUACUAAAGACAGCCAAUGUGAACUUAAUAUCACAGUCGUUGUGCCAGGAUAAAUACUAUGACCCAACGAAGGUUAAUGACAACAUGAUCUGUGCUGGAGAUGUGCAGUGGAAGACUGAUGCAUGCAAGGGAGACUCCGGAGGACCGCUGGCCUGUGAGCACAACAGCAGGAUGUCUCUGUAUGGGAUUGUCAGCUGGGGAGAAGGCUGUGCUAAAGAAAACAGGCCCGGCGUUUACACCAAAGUCACUCGAUACCUUUCUUGGAUUGAGUCCAACAUGAAGGAAGUCAGUUUCAAAAGCCGCAGCCUCCCAAAAUGGAAGUGACCUGUCCUCGAAGCAUGGACCCGAAGCAGGAAGUCUAGCACUCCCCUGAGCCUCCAAUCGCAGUACACUGAAACCCUGCAUAAUAGUUUGGAGUUGAUCUGUUGAGUGUUUCUCUCUUGGGGCUUCAUUUUAAAAGCCUGUGUGGUUUGUUUUCAACAUUCAUAGCGGUGUAUCUGUAACCCGUAUCUCCACUGGCCACUGCAUGGAGUGCCUCAAAGCCAUUCCAUGGGAGACUCAGAUUUAACACUGAAAUGCGUAUUUCCAAUUGAGAUACUGUAUGUAUCAAGUUCUAUAUGUAUCAAGUUAUCUCCCGCCUUUAUAUCUGAAUCACUAUUAGUCACUUUUACAACUACCUACACAAGGUUUAUCAACCAUCCAGGGAACAGUUUUAAAUUUUAACUUUUUGUUAAAAGUUUGUAUUUUGUAAAUAUUUGACCUAAACAAAUAAUUGUUUUAUUUUAACAUUUUGAGGUAUGUCAGGAUACAAACCACAAGGCAACCUAUGCUGUGAGCACAAGAAAGAGGAUUUUUAUCAAUGCAUUGCUAUGGGCUGACUGCAGCUCUGGUUAGACAAAAGAAAAACAGAACCCCGCAGGCACUGCUCCACUUUGAACGACGGUAGCGAAGCAAUUAGUGCAGAGUCCUGUACUCCUGAGACAUGCUGAAUGAUCAUGAAUGUAAAUGGGAGUCGUGCCUCCAGAAAGAGCCAUAAUAGAAGGGCACUUUAUUGUAAUGAGGUUAGUUAGGGGCUGAGCUGCCAGAAAGCAAGUCGUCAUAAAUGACCCAAGUUGACGUCCAAACCAUCUCUCAGGAAUAUUUUGGUCUGAUCCUGCCAACUCAGCAUGUCUAUUAUGACUGAUGGCAAGAUUUAAGGAUUCAAAAAUCAAUCUUUAAAUCUGCUGCCAUACAUGCCCAUUAUAAGUUGAAUGGGUGUAAAUACCAGAACGUGGUCUUACGUCACUGUUUGGGAGCUACCUCUUUUCCCAAGAUUCAUAGUACACCAGUGCAUUUUAAUUUUUAACUAGCUUUUGUUUUAUGGACACAAUAUUUGUAUGAGGGCUGGAACCUCUACUGUUAUUUAAUGAUUUUAUUUUGUUUAAUUUAUUGUUUGUAUUUUGGGGGUAAAAACUGUCAAUAAAAAUUGCUA